AUGUCGACCGCUACCGCUCAGGUAGUUGUGCCCAGCGAGGGCGAGCAGUCUGCCAUUUCGCAGGGUCUUGCUUCGCCACCAGAAAGCAAUAACACAAUCAGAACAGAUCAAUCAAGCGACUCAGAACUAUCGGAUCUCGAGUUUACGGCAGACGAUAUAAUUGAACCAGAGCAUUGGGAAGAUGAUGGCAGAGUCCCUGUAUUUAUGCCGACCAUGGCUCAAUUCAAGGACUUUAAUCUCUUCAUGGAUAAGGUCAACAAAUACGGUAUGAAAUCUGGCAUUGUUAAGGUCAUACCUCCACCCGAAUGGAAAGCUGGUCUUCCACCACUCGACGACGCUAUUAAGACGAUUAGAGUGAAGGAUCCGAUUAAGCAAGAUAUAAUGGGUCAGAGCGGAACAUAUCGACAAGCUAAUAUCCUCCAUCAACGUUCUUAUAAUCUUCCACAGUGGCGCCAGCUGUGCGAUCAAAGCGAACAUCAACCUCCUGCUAAGAGAGGUGAGAGGAGGGCGAAUGUCGAGAAAGUUAAAGCUGUGACGAAAGCAAAAGCUACUUCAACACCAGGAGUUGCAGGAAAGCGAAAGCCAGGCCGACCAUCCAAACUUAAAACAAAUGUUACAACUGCCGAUUCAGAAAAUGGAACUCCGGAUCGAUUACUAACUCCCAUAUCCCCGAGAACAGAAGGCGGUUCGUCCGUCAAACAAGAAGGAAAUGAUUAUGAUACACCCGCGAAACCGAGGGGAGGGAGGCAACCUAAAGCUAUAUCUGUUUCUUCUCGUCGUAAAAACAAUCGUCGUGAAACAGGAGCGGUAGAUGAAGCUGCGUUCGAGAACUUCAAGUACGAGUUAGAGGGCGAAGAUUACUCGGCAGAGAGAUGUGAAGAACUGGAACGGCAUUAUUGGCGAACCCUCACAUAUGCUCCACCUCUUUACGGAGCAGAUAUGAUGGGUUCACUCUUUGAUGAUAAAACGACCGAAUGGAAUCUUGGAAAGCUACCCAAUAUCCUUGAUCAUCUCGGUGGGCAGAUCCCUGGUGUCAACACUGCAUAUCUUUAUUUGGGUAUGUGGAAAGCUACAUUUGCUUGGCAUCUGGAGGACGUCGACCUUUACAGCAUUAAUUAUCUUCAUUUUGGUGCACCAAAGCAAUGGUACAGUAUCUCUCAAGGGGAUGCACGACGAUUUGAAGCUGCAAUGAAAAAUAUCUGGCCAGCUGAUGCAAAGGCCUGCGGCGAAUUUCUUCGUCACAAAACAUUUUUGAUAUCACCUCAGCACCUAUUGUCGAACUAUAACAUCAAGGUCAACAAAAUUGUUCACCGACCGGGUGAAUUCGUGAUUACUUUCCCAUACGGAUAUCAUUCUGGUUAUAAUCUUGGUUACAAUUGCGCUGAGGCUGUUAACUUUGGUUUGCCAUCAUGGAUUGAUUAUGGAAAGGUGGCCAAGAAAUGCGACUGUGAUCAAGCUCAGGACAGCGUCUGGAUUAAUGUGCGAGAUCUAGAACGCAAGAUCAAUGGCGAAGAGACUGAAUAUGAAACCGACUUUGAUGAGGAGGACGAGGAGGAAGAAGAUGACGAAAAUGAACCAACAGAUCUCCCUACUCCCCCUGACAGUAGUGGUGAUGCAAAGGUUAAGACUAAGACCCAACGGAAGCGGAAGCGCGUCAAGAGUGAGCAGGACGACCAGCAAAAUGUGAAGAGAAUUCGUAUGCGUAUCAAAGCACCGAUGAACGAACCUUGUAUCCUCUGUCCCAACGACAUCCUAUCCGAACCUCUACUUCCCACCGAGGAUGGCAAACAGGCACAUCGUAUGUGUGCUCAAUACAUUCCGGAAACGAUCAUUGAAGAAUCAGAGAAAAAGAAGGAAGUUAUUACGGGUAUCAAGGAGAUUUCCAAGGCUCGAUUUGACCUCAAGUGCAACUAUUGCCGCUCAAAGAAAGGUGCAUGCUUUCAAUGCUCGAAGAAGAAGUGUACAAGAGCAUACCAUGCGACAUGUGCAGCAGCAGCUGGUGUUUUUGUUGAGCAGGGCGAAAUUCCAGUAUUUGGUGAGGAUGGCACAGAGUACAAAGAGUGGGGCAUUGAAUUCAGUUGUCGCUUCCAUCGCGUUAAACGGGAUAAGAAGCUCGACAGCGAGGCUCUCGAGGAAGAUGUUCGUAUUAGCAAUGGUGCCAAGGAGCUGAAAGCCAACGAAGUCUGCCAAAUGCAGUUCUACAAAGGCGACAUCUUUGCAGGUACUGUCAUUGAGAAUCGGAAAGAUGAGGAGACAGUGCUUGUCGAUAUCCUACCACGCGGGUUCGUAAAAUAUCGUUACUCUUGUUAUGAUGAUUCUGCUAACUCUUUUACCAGUGAUCGUGUUGAAGUCGAAUACAAAUGGAUUCUCAUUCCCGACCCAUCAUUCUUCACGCUUGCUAAGCCAUCCGAGAAGGCGAUCCCCAUGCCAAAGUCUCGUAUCGAAGCAGCUUCACUCAAUACAUCAAAGCGUCAAGUCGAUGACAUUCCAAGAGCUGAGGAUAUGUUUGUCAAAGGUUUCACAUGGGCAGAAUUCAAUAAAGAGGCUAUCGCGCGCAAUACAGCACAAGUAAAAGUGGAUUUGAGCAAAGAGAACCAAGUCUGGUAUUAUCUUGGAAGGAAUUCUACCGAGGCUAGGGCACAGUUUACGGAGGAUUUGAGGAACAAGAGACACAAUCCUAAGGGACAUUUCCUUGAUACAAUUUCUAAAGCAGUUGCACCUGCGCCGCGCCUAUCGUACGCAGCUUCGUAUCCUACGCCUUCGAACAAAAGUUCUGCAAGCUCCACAAAGAUGCCGACCAACAAUGCUUCAAGCCUUGGAUCCGAUGUGCAGGCCGUCAAUCAGCCAGCAUCAUCCACUGCAACUCCCACGCCCUCUGUUGCGAGGUCAGGUAAGCCAUAUGUGUAUAAGCCUCGUAAAUCUGGAGAUGAAUAUCAUAGUGGUAUGAUUGACGCACAAUCAUAUCAAUCUCAACAAGCUUUCUUGCGACAAUCGGCGACCCCCAGGCCUGCUCAAGUACCUGCAGUCGGUCUCAAUUUUGGUACUGACCCCAGAUUCCAGAAUACCGCGACUCCUUCUGCGACUCCUUCUGGCGCUGUGGCUCCGCAAGCCAGCUAUGCGCCCCAAGCUAGUUAUGCGCCCCAAAUUAGUUAUGCUCCGCAAGUUAAAUAUGCUCCACCACGCCAGUCCUACCAAGCAACUACACCACGCCAAUCACAGGUAACCGCUAGUCCCUUGGCCCCACCUAAUACAAAUUACCGACCACAACAAACUCCACCAGUAUCAAAAGGAAAUAAUCCUUUUAGCAGCAGGACAUCUGGAUCCAAGGUAGGAAACGUUUUUGCAAAGUAUCUCUACUUGCAAAUUGAACACAACCGCUCACCCCUGGAAUAUAAAAGUCCAUACAGGACUGGCGGAGGAUUCAUGAACGGUUACCAAGGCAACCUGCAAGAGCAUCUCAAGAAGACGCUAUUUUCAAAAUCAGGUUCAAUCACAGGAUCACUCCCACCUUCAAUUUCUUCCUACACCGGUGGUAUGAGCAACAAAACGGCCUAUCCUAGUACAGCCUACAGUAAUAGCACUUCUUACAGUCCUCAAUCUGCUCGUGGUUCCUAUUCCUCUAAAGGGUCGCAAUCUCGUUCCCCGGCAACCUCAUAUGCAAGACCUAACCAUGCUUCGCCUUCCGUCCCCAGACAACAGCAAACGCCAACCCAGCAGGUUCCGCCGAAGCCGUACGAUGGUAAUCAAUGGGAAAAGAAAGACCAUUCACCCUUGCAUCCAGCCAUUCGAAAAGAGUACAGUUCGAUGUUUCACAAGCAUCACGUACCGCAGCCACGAAACCAUCAACAACAAAAUCAACAGCAGCAGAGCCACCAACAGAGCCACCAGCAGCAAAAUCACAAAAGUUAUUAUUCCACCCAAUAUCAAAGCUCCUCCUAUCCUCCAUAUGGUGCCCAAUCUCCUACACAACAUGGAUAUACCUCUCAAACCUCACAAACUACUGAGUCAAAGCAAACUCGGCAGUCCCCACAAUCGCAGCAACCUCAGAAACCCCAGCAAGCUCAGAAUAUCCAGCAAUCCCAGCAGCCUCAGCCGGGAAUGUCACAGCAGACUAGUCAUAAUCUACCAUCACAGCCUCAACCAGUCGUAAAUGCUACUCGAACGACUCCUCCAUAUUCUCCGCUCACCCAGCGAGACCUCGGUCAGCAAUCAAUGAAUUCUUCGCAUCAGUCUCAGCCCUCACCUCAACCUUUGCAGCAGGAUGCAAAACCUCUCUAUCCCCAUCAACAAUAUUUUCAAAACCUUUCGAGUCCGCAGGUACAACCAUCAACUUUUGCUCCUCCUCCACAAACUCAUGACUUGCCAGAUGUGCCUAUUGACUCGGAAACUUUAAUCGAAAACAUGCUGAAAAAUUUAAGAAAAGUCACGACCAGCACAGCCAAGUAG
This is a messenger RNA of Sclerotinia borealis F-4128, 4446 nucleotides long. The record is from the annotation of a GenBank genome assembly. NCBI's taxonomy places the organism in Eukaryota, Fungi, Ascomycota, Leotiomycetes, Helotiales, Sclerotiniaceae.